AUUUAGCUUGUUGUUCCUCCACUGCGGUUUGGGAUUUAAGGAAUGGGAAGUAUAGAAUUCCUGGACAGGAUGUGGAGGAGUACAGCACAGCCCCUUACGUCGCGUUGCUGGAUUGGUUUUUGAGGAAAGACAACUCCGCACUAUUUAUCCCGCAUCUGGAGGAGAUCGUGGAAGAAACGCGUAAAUUGUAACCUCGCUCAUCCAGUGGACCCAAAUCGACUUUAUCUGUUACUGGGUCAGGAGACGAUGCCACGCUUUCGGACUCACCUUCUGGUGCUGCUGGCAGCGAUAUGUGUGGCAGAACCCUUUACCACCCCCAAUGGCAGCGACAACGAGGUCCUGAAACACACAGAGGCGUCACUCACCAAGAGCCAGAACCUAGAGAUUGAGAACGCCAUUGGGAACUUUAGCAGAACCGAGCAGGGGGGUGGACCCGCCGCAACCCCGGCAGCCUCGUUCAACACCACAUCUACCCCAGCCCCAGCUCCUACCCCCACCCCUCAGUGCCCAGGUAAUCAGGUAGUGUUGGUGGGCAGCGAGGGCUGUGGAUGCCCUGUUGGCAUGGUGAAUGUUUCAGGAGAGAACUGCACCUGCCCUGUGGGUUACACUCUGCAGCGAGCAGCAGGGUGCCUUGAUGUAGAUGAGUGUAAAGGGGAGGGGCCAGGGCCAUGCAGUCUCCAUGCCGACUGCACAAACACACCCGGCUCAUACCUGUGCAAAUGUGUUCGUGGUUACCUGAUGGGUGCAGGAGGAUGCCAAGAUAUUGAUGAGUGUGCUCUAGCUGAAGUGACCGGGCUGCAGGCGUGUGGGUCUGGGGCAGACUGCAGGAACACCCUUGGAUCCUUCUCAUGUUUCUGUCCAGUUGGAUACGUUAUGGCUCUUGACGGACACAGUUGUGUGGACGUUGAUGAGUGCAGCUUUGAGGAGCAGUGUCACAGGGAGCUGGGGAACGUGUGUGUGAACAACCCUGGUAGCUUCGUGUGUCAGUGUCAGCCUGGCUUCAGAGCAGAGGUCCCAGCCUGCAUCGAUGUGGAUGAGUGUAAGGAAACUCCAGAUGUGUGUGCUGGUCAGGGUGUGUGUGAGAACACUUUUGGGAGUUAUAAGUGUGUCUGCCAAAGAGGUUACCGGGGCAAUGGCACAUACUGUGAAGAUGAGAAUGAGUGUGCAUCAGGGCGUCACGGUUGUGAUACUAAUGCUCGCUGUGGGAACAUCAUUGGCUCCUACUUCUGCCAGUGUUACCAGGGCUUCAAUGGUGAUGGCAUCUCUUGCUUCGAUGUUGAUGAGUGUGCCCUGAGCAAUGGUCACUGUGAGCACAACUGCACCAAUGAGCCAGGAGGCUACAGCUGCCACUGUGGCAUAGGCUACCAGCUAGCCCAGGAUGGACACAACUGCUCAGACGUUGAUGAGUGUGUGGUGCAGAACGGGACGUGUGAGCAGGUGUGCACCAACACGCAGGGCUCCUUCCUGUGUUCCUGCCGACCUGGCUACCAGCUUCACAUCGACCGCCACAGCUGUGUAGAUAUCGACGAGUGUAAGCUCCAGAACGGGGGCUGCUCCCACACCUGCACCAACACACUGGGGGGCACACGUGUUCCUGUCCCGCCCCUCUACUGCUGCACGCGGACAUACCAGCUGUGUCAAUGUGACCUCGUGCGACUUUAGGAGAGGCGGCUGUGACCACGCGUGUACUGUGCGCGCCGAGGGGCUUCUCUACUGUAGCUGCAGUGCAGGAUGGCAACUGGGCAAGGACCUGAGGAGUUGCCUGG
This is a messenger RNA of Oncorhynchus kisutch (coho salmon), 1766 nucleotides long. Its product is annotated as latent-transforming growth factor beta-binding protein 4. The coding region runs from base 247 to 1662 and encodes 471 amino acids. Gene Ontology annotation, molecular function: calcium ion binding. The record is from RefSeq and is a predicted model, not a curated record. Lineage: Eukaryota; Metazoa; Chordata; Actinopteri; Salmoniformes; Salmonidae. The transcript is spliced from 13 exons.